AUGGGAUGGUUUGGUGGAUGUCAGCGUGGUAUCCUUGUGGAAGAGCACAGCUUCAACCAAGAAUGCUCUGUAUGCCGCGAAGAGGAUGAGGGUGUCGGUCUGGAUGACAGCCAUUUGAUGCUAUUCCAGCAGGCCACUUAUACCCAGAGUAGCCUGGGUAAAAGAAGUCCCACCAAUGACGAGGGUUUAAGUUCGAGUUCAGGCGGUAAUCACAAGAGACAGAGGAUUUGA
Molecule: messenger RNA, 231 nt
Organism: Fusarium venenatum
Lineage: Eukaryota; Fungi; Ascomycota; Sordariomycetes; Hypocreales; Nectriaceae
Source: RefSeq, a predicted model, not a curated record